GUCUGGCGUUCGUCAACACCAAGUACGCCCCCUCGUCAGGCAACUGGCCUGACAUUCAGUUCCACUUCGCCCCGAGCAGCGUAAAUUCCGAUCCGGAGCAGGUUAGGAAGAUCACCGGACUCCGCGACAGCGUCUACAACACCGUCUACAAGCCCCUGAAGGACGCCGAGACCUGGACCAUCCUGCCCCUGCUUCUGAGGCCAAGGAGUACUGGCUGGGUGAGGCUGAAGUCGAAGAACCCCGAGGUAUACCCGGACAUCAACCCAAACUACUUCACGCACAAGGAGGAUAUCCAGACGUUGACGGAGGGGAUCAGGAUAGCCCUGAACGUCUCCGCCAGCGAGGCGUUCCAGAGGUUCAAGUCCAGGCCCCACAUGAUACCGUUUCCCGGUUGUAGACAAUACGCCUUCGACACUGACGAGUACUGGGAGUGUUCCAUCCGCCACUUUACCUUCACCAUCUACCACCCCACCUCCACCUGCAAAAUGGGCCCGGCUUCAGACCCGGACGCCGUGGUGGAUGCCCGGUUGAAGGUGUACGGCAUCGGAGGCUUGAGGGUGGUGGACGCUUCCAUCAUGCCCACCAUAGUGAGCGGCAACACCAACGCGCCCGUCAUUAUGAUCGGGGAGAAGGCGUCGGAUAUGAUAAAGGAGGACUGGGGCAUGGCCGUUAGGUAGUCACUAGCGGGACAUUAACUGAUAGUUACAACUGUUUUAAAAGCUAGUCAUUUUGUGUAUAUUUAUUAUCAGUGUAGGUAUAGUGUAAAAGAAAUGUAUCUUCAUCUUACAUUUUAAACUGAAGAACGUGUGUCUAAAGGAAGAAAAAUAGACUAUAAACAGUUUAGAUGAAAGUAACACAUAAUCUAUUUGCUAUUUAAAAUAUUUGCGUGUCGUGUUGCUUUCAGCACUAUUUGGUUAUAUGACCAAUAACACGCGAUUAUUUAUAUUAUAAAAUAAAUUAGUAAAUAAAUGAAAAUCAUUGAAAUAAGCAAAAUUUACGAAAGAGAUCUAAUAAUAAGAAUUAAAUACGUUAUAUAUUCUAUUAACAUUAUUAUCGAUACUUUUUAUUCUGCAGCAAAUUAUUAUUAAUUUAUGCUUAAUUAUUUUUGAAUAGACAUAUUUUCUAUGUAAUACAUAUUAUUACGCAAACCUAUUCAGAAAAUGUAAGUUUUACAGAAAAAAAUGAACUCUAUUCCUACUACCUACUUUAUUCAACUUUAGCUUGGAAUUUGUAUAUAUAAUUUUAGGGUAUAUCGUGUAAAUAAAGUAGCGACAUUUUUAUUUUUUUAAUAAAUCAU
Messenger RNA from Anoplophora glabripennis (Asian longhorned beetle), 1297 nucleotides. RefSeq names its product glucose dehydrogenase [FAD, quinone]-like. The annotation marks the transcript as partial. Gene Ontology annotation, molecular function: flavin adenine dinucleotide binding; oxidoreductase activity, acting on CH-OH group of donors. The record is from RefSeq and is a predicted model, not a curated record. Lineage: Eukaryota; Metazoa; Arthropoda; Insecta; Coleoptera; Cerambycidae. The transcript is spliced from 2 exons.